UUGGGUGCUGGUUCUUGGUUCGCAAGGGCCUCACUCCCUGACGCGGCCAUCCUUUCGCGUGCCGUGCGCACAGUUGCACGCGUGGUGCUGCGCGUGAGGCUCAGCGGGCGCUCGUGAGAGCUGCACCGGAGUAAGAGCAAGGCUGGCCGCUCCGGGCUUCCAAUGUUCGCCCGGCCGCAUGCCCUUCCACUCCAUCGCCGUGGUCUCGGCAGUUGGUGCGUGGGAAGGCCAGGGUUGCCCAUUUCAAAUUGAACAGUUUUCCCACACUCACCUGCCCUGCUGGGGGCAGUUUUAUCCAACGGGAGAUAAACGUUGGAGCCUGGCAUUCUGUGCUCUUGACUGGCCUGGAGAUGACCACUGUGUUGGCUCAGGAGGGUGUGAAGACAGAGAAUGACCACAUCAACCUGAAAGUGGCGGGGCAGGAUGGCUCGGUGGUACAGUUCAAGAUCAAGAGGCACACCCCACUGAGCAAGCUGAUGAAGGCCUACUGUGAGAGGCAGGGCUUGUCAAUGAGGCAGAUUCGAUUCCGGUUUGAUGGACAACCAAUCAAUGAAACAGACACUCCAGCCCAGCUGGAGAUGGAGGAUGAGGACACCAUUGAUGUAUUCCAGCAGCAGACAGGAGGAUCAGCCUCCCGAGGGAGCGUCCCCACACCCAACCGUUGUCCUGACCUGUGCUAUUGAGCAGUGACCAUGCAGCCACACCCAAUCACACAAGAGUCAGCAGAAGCCAGAGUCACCGAAGGAUUCUCCUUUUCCGACGCGCUUGGAGUGAACUACACAUAGACCACACUGCGGGGCGAGAGCAUUACAUAACAUGGCCACUAGGAGGGUUUGGUUUGGGGGAAAUGAGGUGUGAGGCUUUGGGGUUUGUUUUUGUUUUCAUUUUUGUUCCCUCCCAUCCCUAACAUUUUUUUCCCCAAACUUGGGUCUGGAUGUAGAUUCUCACCCUAUGGCCUGAGUCCAAUCCCUAGAACUGUGGUUUCCUCCAGUGUGACUUGUCCUGAUCAGGUAGAGAGAGCUUGUGGUCAUAUUCCCCAAUGGGCAUGCCUGUGGGAUGUGGGGAGGGGCAGAGAGGCAGAAUUCCACCUGUUCGUUGUAGGCAUAGAAUAUUAAAAAAUGUGAGAUACUGUAAAUUUGAGCUUUGUCAAACAUAUGGUAAGUUAAAGGGGAAGACCAGUGCUUCUUAAGACAGUGAGGGGUCUUCCUCCUGUGGCCAGGCGCUCCUGCACGUGCCCACUUCCUGCUCGGUACUGGUACUGGGUACAUGGGUAAGGGUGGUACAGUGAAACCCACUCUCUCCCCUUUUUAUAAUGUAGAAGAAAGUAAUUGUCCUGUCUCAUUUGGGAAUUGAAUGUGGCCUCAGAUUUCUUCUAGUACUUGUUUUCGAUACAUAAUUAUGGUUUCUGUAUAAGAAGGUAUUGGUUAAGUAUCACGUUUUCAGCCAUGUUGUGUAAGAGACCUGCUUUCAAGUGUGGUUGUAAAAGCAAGCCCAGGAAAGGUGACCUCAUUCUCACGGACUGUGCUGUGCAGCUUUCCAAGUGUGUAUUAAAGUGACGCAUCAGUGGGUAGCUUGGGUUCCGCAUUGUGGGGUCAGUUCAAUGUCCAUAGUUCCUGCCUGCCAUCCUUCUGUGAGGGUCCAUUGCUGCUUGAUGGCCAUCUCUGCCUUUUAUAGUCACCUGACACUGACCUACAUCUCUCGCUUGCUUAAAGUCUUGAGGAAAAUGUUCCUGUUUGCUGCGUGGGCCUGGGUGGGAUGUCUGUUGGCUCUGUUGUGUUUACUCACCGGUUUGUACAUUAUCUGUUGUCCUUUACUACUGUAAACAGUAAAUAUAGUUUGGUAUUCUGUCUCUUGGCCUAUGUUAAACACUGUAUUUGGAGACGGGUCAUAUGUCACAGCCCACUGUUGACAGUCUGUCCAGUGAGGCCACUUAGAUGGACAGACAAGGCAGUUGCUUAGCUUGCUCUGUACCAUGUGCCCCACACUGGUCCAGCUGCCUGCCUGCUGGUCCUGACUUUGCACAUACCACUUGGCUCUCCUCCCCUAGGUGUGUGAAGAUAAGGUGGGCUUUAGAGGCAGGGUGUAGUGUGAAGUAUCAGUCAGUUCAUGACCUACUUACUAAUCUGCUUUGACAUGAAUUGAUGCUAAUUUGGCUGUGAGGGGUUUCAGUACUUAGGUUAGAUAAAACCCAGGGUUGUCAUUGCCUGAGCCAUGUUAGUCUAUCAGUCGAGCACAAGCUCCAAGCACCUAAUUCAUCCAGCAGGAAUGUGUGCAUUAAAAUAGAGGACAGAGCUCUAGCCAUUUUCUAGGUCUCUCAGAAGUAUUAGUUACUUUCUCAGUGCUGUCACAGAAUAUGUGGCAAGCAGCCUAGAGGAGCAGGAGUUUAUGUUGGCUUAUGGUUUGAGGGUGCUCCAUCAGGACAUGGGAGACAAAGGUAACUGGAGCAUUAGGCUGCUUGUUGAGGGGUUUGGGAAUCAGGAAGCAGUUAAUCCUGUCAGGAAAAGGCCCUUAGGGGAUACUCAAAGGUGAACUUUAUUAACACUCCAGGCAUUUAAUUGACUUAAGUUUCUUAUCGGCCUGACACCCAAGUACAUCAUUGUAGAACCAACUUGCCUUUUAAGAUCGUGUGUUGCAUAGUACAAAACACAUUUAGUCUGUCUCUGAGAGCUCACUCUAAAGUUCAAAGUCUGCUCUGAGACUCAAGAUAGGUUUUGAAUGGUGAGCCCCUGUAAAAUAAACAAGUUACUCUGACAUAC
Messenger RNA from Mus musculus (house mouse), 2756 nucleotides. RefSeq names its product small ubiquitin-like modifier 3 (gene Sumo3). Gene Ontology annotation, molecular function: protein tag activity. The record is from RefSeq and is marked reviewed. Lineage: Eukaryota; Metazoa; Chordata; Mammalia; Rodentia; Muridae. Gene Ontology annotation, biological process: regulation of protein localization to nucleus; protein sumoylation. Gene Ontology annotation, cellular component: PML body; nucleoplasm; nucleus. Bases 351 to 683 code for a protein of 110 amino acids. The transcript is spliced from 4 exons.